This is a messenger RNA of Cryptotermes secundus, 8304 nucleotides long. RefSeq names its product rab GTPase-activating protein 1-like. The record is from RefSeq and is a predicted model, not a curated record. The coding region runs from base 272 to 3484 and encodes 1070 amino acids. The transcript is spliced from 18 exons. Lineage: Eukaryota; Metazoa; Arthropoda; Insecta; Blattodea; Kalotermitidae.
UGAAUGUGACAAUUUUAGGAACGAACCCAUAGCUACACGGUUAAUUUAAUAAAUGAACUGUUUACUUGUGACUUACGUGGUACUUAUGUGGCCUAUAGAAGUAUCUCGAUAGAUAUUAUUUGAUAUGCAACCGGGUGAGUGACUUUACAGAAUUUGAUAUGGUCAACACAUGUUUGGACAAUCAGCUUUCAUUCGGUUGGGAAAGAAAACCGCAGUUUGUUCGUAGAGACACAGAAAAGAGUCACACGAUUCUGAAGAAACAGAGAACAACAUGUUCGACGAAGAAUGUCUUGGACAUGAUUACGAUAGCUUAGAGAUAGUAAUGGAGGAUAGUGUCAGUGUCAAAUCAAACGAUUCUGUAGCAACGAGUGAUGAAUAUGAAUUUGUGAAUGGUGGCUCAGCUGGGAAAGGGCUACUGACCAUUGAACAACCACUUUUGAAGAUUGCCAACAAUGGUAAUCUUGAUGACUUGUGUAAAUCUUUAACUGAAGUGCUAAGUGAGGAUACCAACUGUGUUUCUAAAAUGGAAAAUUUUGCAACAAUUAAACAUGUGCCAGUGAACCAGACAAUCAAGAAAGUUGGCCAGAGCAUGUUUUAUGAAGUUGAUACAAUGAAGUCAGUACUUACAGCAUCAAAAGAAACGGAAAAAAUUGAUAUUAUGAAGUCAGAUGAUGAAGAUAGGCCAGUUCCAGAUGUCCAGCAGGAGUGUACAAUAUUUAGUGGUGUGUCAUACUUAGGAGCAGCGGCUAUCAAUGCUCCAAAGAGUGAAGCAGAAAUUCAGCGUAAUAUGAGCAUUUUGAAUGAACAGUCUUCAGAACAAGCCAUCAAGGUGUCAGUUUCUGUACCAAAUUCAUCAGAUGGUACAGUUGUACUAUAUGAUGCAGCUUCUCAUGUGAUCAUGGCUCGGUAUGAAAUUCACCGCAUCCUGUUCUAUGCAAGAGGGACAGCGGGAUCUACUGAAGCCUCAUGCUUUGCCUUCACAUGGUCUCAUGGAGACACCCAAGAAUCAGCCAUAUUUCAGUGCCAUGUAUUCAGAUGUGACAUUCCUGAGGCUGUAGGUCAGGUGUCAGCCUGUUUUGCAAAAGCCUUUCAGCGAGUGCCCAAGCCAAUGAUCAGUUCAAUCACAUCAAGUGAUCUUGGACCAGCAGUGCCACCUGACAAAGAACAUGUAGAAAUAUAUGUGUUUGAAGUGAGCAUGGAAAUCAAAGAAGAGGAUAGUCGGGGUGGUUUUAGUGCAGUGCCAAAGGAUCGAAGCGGCUUUAAAUUGCGUUUGAACCUAGAAAAGCAGCUCUGUCUCACAGUACAGCAAGUGUCGGAGAAUGAAAGGGGCCUGGAGGUUGAGCGAUGUUUUGGUGUACUUGUUAGCCCUGGUCGCAAUGUCAAACAUAGCGAUAUGCAACUGCUAGAGAUGCAGGUGUCAAUGGGUUCAGGCACUGGUGAUAAACAGUGUUAUGUAAUCUCUGGUCACUGGGAUCCUGCAGAUCCAGCUUUCGAGGCUUUGAAUGUGGAGACACCACGUGAUGGGCGAAUUUACAUCACAGUGGCUGUAGAUCUAGUGAUCCGAGGUAUUCAGGAGCCUGUCCGUUUUCUUAUUGAGACACCCAUUAAAGUAUUUCCUCAAGGAGAACGCUUCUGGUACUUCAGUCGACGUCCUCUCAUACAGCAGUUCUACCUCAACUUACGAGUGGUGCCAUCAAAUGAUGUUACCGCAGUUCACUAUGAAGUUCUGAGCAUUGAAACUUCAGGUGAACUAGAUCGAAACAGGUUAAAUCUCACAUUAAAUCUAUCAAAUCUCAUGCGUUCUCCUAGCUUCACUUCGAUAGACAUUGAUACUCUCACGCCUAAGGAGGAGACUGUGUCAGAUGGUGAUGAACCCCUGCUAAGUGGUACUGGCGAAGUAUCAAAAGAUUGUUCAGAAAUGGAGUUAGAAUCUUGGGCAGAUGUACUGGCACGCUGGACAAGCACCAAGCAGCGCCCACGGCAGUUAGCAUCCCUCGUACGGGGUGGUAUUCCAGAAGCUUUACGUGGAGAAGUUUGGCAACGUCUUGCAGGGUGUGAAAAUGAUACUGCCAUGAUGGAUACAUACAGAAUCCUCAUUACAAAGGACAGCAGUUGUGAGGAUGUGAUCCAGCGGGAUAUUAACCGCACAUUUCCAGCACACGAUUUCUUCAAGGAAGCUGGUGGCUUGGGUCAGGACUCCCUGUAUCGCAUUUCAAAGGCUUAUGCUGUUCAUGAUUCAGAAGUGGGCUACUGUCAGGGUCUCAGCUUCUUGGCUGCAACUCUACUUUUACAUAUGCCAGAAGAACAAGCAUUCUGCAUACUCGUGAAAUUAAUGUAUGAUUAUGGUUUACGAGACCUGUACAAAGAUGGCUUUGAAAGCUUAUACGUGCGACUCUACCAGUUAAAUAGGCUUAUGCAGGAGCAACUGCCCCAAUUAUGGCAACAUUUCUCAGAAAAAGGUGUGGAGUCACACAUGUUUGCAUCUCAGUGGUUCCUCACAUUAUUCACAGCCCGAUUUCCCCUUUAUUUUGUUUUUCGUAUCAUCGACGUGUUCCUUCUUCAGGGUAUCGAUACAUUGUUUCAAGUGGCUCUAGCGUUACUUAUGAUGUGCAAGCGGGAGUUACUGCAAUUGGAUUUUGAAAGCAUCCUCAAAUACUUCCGUGUGACUCUGCCAAAGAAGUGCCGUAAUGAAGAAGUGGCACGGCAGCUCAUGAAGCUUGCAACAAGUCUUAAGGUUAAAAAACUGAAGAAAUAUGAACAAGAUUUUAUGGCUGUCAAAGAGGCCCAAGACAAAGCUGACCAGUAUACAAGUGAGCUUGAUCGACUUAAGUCAACGCUACUAAGAACUGAGGAGGAGAAGAAGAGGUUAGAAGAUGAAGUGACUCAGGUAAAGGAAAUGUUGAAGAGGGAAGUACAGAAAGCUGAGAAUGAAAGCAACCGCAACACAGCAAUCAUUACUGAAUACAAGCAGAUUUGCCAACGGCUUGAUGAUGAACAGAUUGCAGCUAAGGCUGCUUUAAAUGAACUCAGAAGUCAAGUGGUAGGCUGUGACCAUUGUCGUACACUACUAGGAGAUGGAAACAUGGCAGAAAAUGGAGAUCAAGUUAUCCCAACCAAUAAGACUGCUGACCCACAUCUGACAAGAGCACAGGAGCGUAUCCGAGAACUAGAACUUGAACUAGCACAGACAAAACUGGCACAUGUGGAGGCAGAGUGCCGUAAUCAGGAUUUGGUACAUCAGUUGCACUCUGCUGUGGCAGACUUGCAGGCAGCACGUAAUUCAUGGCCUCCAUGGUUGCAUAAAACACUAAGUUCUAUAAAAGAAGUGGCUAACAAAAAGGAACUGACUGGAGGAGGACCACUGGCUGCUGUGGCCAGACGGGAUUUAGUACCAGGAAUUGGAACUCCUAUUGUAACCCGACGUGACUCUGCACCAGGGCUCUCAAGGGAUUCAGUAAGUCGAGAAAGUCUGCGUGACAUGUAGGCAGCAUACACUAUGACAUCUCUUGUAUUUCUCAUCUGUCAUCCUUUUUUUAAUUUGUAAUUAGUAGUAAUGAGUUCUACAUCACAAAAUAUACUGUGAAUAAAAAGUAAUAUCUCCUGAUACAUUCCUCAAAUAUUUUCCAGUUGUAUGAUGCUUUUAGGUAUCAUGGCAUUACUUUGGACAUUGAAUUGAAUUUUAAGUAGUCAAUGUUCAUAAUGACAGUGUCAAGGCAGGAUAGGACAGCAUCUUCCAUAAUGGGAAAAUAAAUAAUAUUCAAUUUCAGAUAUAACAAAGUUUGAAGUUAAAAAGUGAACUUAUUCCAGGCAGGUCAAAAAUCAGUCAUAGACACAGGGUACCAACCUUCCCCGGAUUGCAUUGAUGUGCAGAGGACAUCUGCUACAAUACAAAUGUCAAACAGUGUACCACAGUUUUGUAAUAUGAAAUAUUAAAGUAUAUUUCUAUGCAUCUCUACUUAACAGCUUUGAGGACAUUACAUAUUCAUGUACAGUAGGUAUAUUAUUUUAAAACACAGGUACCAAGCAUUGCCAUGCAGCCAUCUACACUAAUAUGAAAUAAUCCAGCGGUCACAUAAUGCAUUGUAUGAACAACACAAGACCAUGAUUUAUGUGUCUUAAGAAGCAAGUAUUUAUAAGAAGGUCAUUUGGUAUUUUUGUCUGGUGCAUGUUUUAAUAUGAAUGUGGGUAUGUGAACGAGCAUGAUAUGAGUGCAGAGGUUUGUUUCUGUCAUAGUUUCUAUUUCUUAUCCUAAGUUAGAUAUUAAUAACUUAAAAGCAUUGAAAUGCAAAUUAUAUCAUAAGUGUAAAAGAAAUAUCCAUUUAUGAAAAAAGUGUUAAUAUUUUUAACUGCGAUAAAUUGCGGGAAUGUGCCAUUAGUACUCUAUCAUGUAGUAUUGUGAUGUGAAGAGUCGUUGGUUACCAACAGCCAACUAGUGUACUUUUCCUGAAAGGAAAUUAUAACAAACCUUGUAUGUUCAUAGUGUGGCAUAGUUUUUUUUUAUAUAAUAACCUAAAAAGAUAAAAUUGUUAUAAGAAGCAAGAAGCAAAAACCAUGCAAGAUUUGAGGUCAACAUGGCAGUGAUUAGUAAGGUCACUGCUUUCUGGCAUGUGAUUGUAUAGUCUGGUUGUUCAUUAUCAAAAUUCUGGCGAAACCCACUACCUCCACUUCAGAGAAAGGGUUCCUCUGAAACGCUGGUAAGAGUUCACCAGACCCAAUGGCAUCACAUUUUAAAGGACAGUGAUGUUCAUAAGAGAUGAUGUAUGUUCCAAGAAACAUUUUCAUAUUUUAAUUGGAUUUACAGUAAUUUGUCUUGCAGCCCUUAUCUUUAGGAGUCAGAAUGCAUAUUAAUUCACCAUAAGACAAUUAUGUCCUCUCAUUCUUGGAUAUGUUUUUUGUUAUUGGUAUUUCAUUGACUCCAUACAGUUAGGCCACAACUGAUAGUUAUUAUUAUUUCUUGAAAUCAUAAUUGAAUGUUUUGUUGAAAACAAAUUACUUUACUAGAGCAAAUCUUGUAAGUAAUUCAUGUCAUGUAUCUCAUUAUAAUGCAUCCCAAAAAUCCUAAGUUAUGUAAUAAACCAUCACACAAAUUUGCUUUAAAACCUUGUUUUUUCUUAUAUACACUUCAUAUUUCAGCUAUAAAUGGUCAUCAUCAGGUAAUAUACUGAAAUCAACCAACAUAUAUAGAGUGUAAGUAAGUGUAAGUACUGUCAAAAUGUGAAGAUGUAUAAAAUGGUAGGCAAAAUAAUAAUGAAUUAGGUUGGAUCUCACUUAAUUUUACAAAGACAUGAAUGUCCGCAUCUUUGUAAAAUUAAAUAAGAAACAGUAGUAUUUGUCUUAAUAUAGGUAUUCUGUAACAUAUGGAAUUAUAUGUUUACUAUUUAGUUUUAUAUAACUUGGCAGUUCGCAUUUUUAUAUUAUACUUUCAUUUUCUCUAUAUAGCUUUCUUAGUUAAUCCAAGUUAGGUUAUAGCUUAAAAUUAUAUGCUAGUUUGUUUUCUUCUUUGGUAACUUGGAAUGAUAUGUAUGGUAUUUUUCUCUUGGUGAGUAGCUAAGUUUGAUUUUACAUACAUUUUUAUACAGUUUGCGAUCUUAACAAAUUUGUACUUACAGUCAUUUAUUUGGCUCAUUUGAGUAUGUCGCCUGAUGAUUAUUGUUUACAGUCGAAACAUGUAGCAUAUACAAGGAAUAAAGAACAAAAGGGUUUUUAAAGAACAUUUGUGUGAUGAUUAACCUUAUGACUUACAAAUAAACAAACAGAAUACAGUCUGAUAAAAAGUAAAAUCUCAAGUCAUUACAAUUUUACAUAGAAAAAUUUAGUCUUAUCAUGCCAAAUGUCAACUUUUCCCAAAUAAAUAAUACAUUACACUUCAUUUAUGGGAAAUCAUUGUAUUUUUUAAUGAAGCCAGUAUAUACAAGUAUGAGAAUUACCUGCUUGUGCAAGACACAGAAUCAGGACUGAAGUAUCAUUAGUGAUUGUGAUCUUGCAGGAAAAAUGUACUCUGCUGCAUAAAAGAUGGUUCAUUCCGUAACAAUCAUCAACAGUGCUCUUCAUUUAUAAAAGUUUGUUGAAAGCACUAUUAAUUAUAUAUGCUUCUGAGAGUGUUCACGAAGAACUGUAUGUAAACUAUUUGCUGUUAAAAUUAAAUACCACAGUUCCUACAUUUAGAUAGUAAAAAAUAUAGCACCUUCAUAAAGUUUAAAAUUUGGAGAUCCAAAUUGAAAUUUCUUCAUAUCCUACAAGUAACGUUAUGUACAGUUUUUACUAUUACUUUGGUUACAGCAGCCAUUAGACAUCAGUCAGCAGUCAUUUUAAAUUUAUAAGGUUCUACUGGAUAUGGCAAAAGCAUUUUGAAAAACAAUGACAAUAAUAAUUUAGUUGAAUUCAAUUCUUUAUUGAUUAUGUGCUGAGCUCAACAGGCAUUGGCCAAUUACAGAGUCAGCAUGGGUACAAACAACAGCAAUAUGACAACACAGGACAAAAGAAACAAUAAAAGCAAAGAAAAAUUAAUAAUUUUAGGCUUUUAACACUCAAACAAGAGUUCCUAAAAAUAUCUGUAAGUUUACAAACUGCAUUUGCAGUUGAAACACGUCUAGCUGAAGGGCAGUGCCUAGAGGAGCAAGUGAACCUGUUGAAGCAACAAAUGUUCCAAGUAGAAACCCAAAGGCUGGCUGUUUCAAGGACAGAGAGGCAACAUUUAGUGCUACUAAAAACAUUUAUUAAGACUAAACCAUCAAAGUGAUGAUGCCUGUUAUGCAGUGUCAGCAAAUUUAAUCUUUCCAAUAAAUUAUCAUAGUAAUAUUCUGUAUCUUGGAAAAAUCUACUGUGGAAAAGGGCUGAAAAUUUUCUUUGUAUGCGCUCAAGUUUAUUGGAGUCAGAAAUCGUAAUCAACUUCCAAGCAACAUUAAGUAUAUUUGAGUUUAGAUCUGACCAAAGCAAAAUAUAACGUCAGUAGGCUGUCUGAGGUGGAAAAAGAAAGUGUUAUUGUGUGAAAUAGCCCUAGUAAUUUCAGUGAAUAUGAAGAAAGAUUAUUAUUAUUAUUAUUAUUAUUAUUAUUAUUAUUAUUUAGUUCCCAGAUUAACUUCCAUCAUCUAAGAAUAGGAGAUUUUAAAUUCCUCAGUAUUAUGAGUCUGAUGAUCAAAUGUUAACUUGGUCCUAACAAUAUCAGUAUUGAAAAAUACAAUCCUGAGCCAGAUGGACUACAUGUGGACACUGCUGCAGUAGUGCAACAUACUGACGUUAAAGGUUUGACAUCAAAAGUAAUUUGUAGUUAAAAAAGUUUCAGAAAUGAAAUAAGUAUCUUAUGGAACUACUGUAUUUUUAUAUACUGAUAUGUUAUGAGCUGAAAUAAUUCAGUCAGUAAGUUAACUUGUUACAGGCUGGACAGUUUGUUCCCAGCAGAGGCAGUGAUUGUUCUUUCAUUGUCACCAUGUCCAGACCAGCUGUGGAGGCCACUCAGCCUCUUACUGAAUGGUACUGGAUAUUCUUUCCCUGAAAAUAAAAUAACUAGAGUGUGCAGAUGACCACUCACAUCCACCUAGUGCUGAAAUUAAGAAUGUGUGGAGCUUUACUUUUACUCCCCAUACUCUCCUUAGUAUGGGUGUGUGGCACAGUACCUUAUGUAUAUUGCUAUUGAUUUGUCUGAUUGUUCUGCCUUGAUUCAUAUAAAAAAACAGUAUUAGUAUAUGAAAUAUGUGGUAUUUAAAUCUAUCCACAAACAUCACAUUUCAGUUUGCAUGCAUUCCUCUGUUAUAUUACAUGUUGUAUUUACUUUAAAUAUUUAAGACUGUCAAGCCAGAUAGAAUAAAAGUGCCCUUUGCUUAAUCACUGAUUUCUUGAAGAAACUGUAAUUGCUCUGUACUUAACAUGUAAUAACUCUAGAUCAUUAUAAGAGAACUCACAAGUUUUUAAAAUUGUCAGUUUUCUUGAAUGUGUUCUUUUCAGUGUUCAUAUUUAUUUACACAGAUGACAGAAACUAAGUCUGAAGUUAUAAAUUUAUGGAACAACAAAACUCAAAUAUAUACCAUACCUCUGACUGCAUAUUAGUUUGAAUUUUGAUUAUUCUAUAACAGAGUAUAAGUAGAAUUAAAUCAAACAGCAGUUAUUACACUAUAAAUGUAUAAUGCAGUAGAAGUGGCGACAGUAUGUUGCUGUCCAUUCACCUCCAUCUACAGCCAAGGGUAAGAAUGUGUCAAACUUUAUCUCCACUCCCCCAUACAUCUUCAUAGCAUGGUGCUUAAGCAUAGGGACAACUUUAUCUUAUCUGAUACAUUGAACAAGCUUCAACGUGCAAUACAAAUAUGUUUU